UUGUGCUAGGAUUUCACUAGAAAUGUCAAUUAUCAAACAUCCAUCGGGAUGGUCUUUGUUUCUUUUCGCAUCAUUCCUACUUUUAAGCGGUUGUUUUGCUAAUUUUGACAAGGGCAUUCCUACAGACGAGACUGGCGGGCUUGAAGAUGAAACCGACUUGGAAGAAGAUCCUGCGCGCAAACCUCUUCGUGUAAAAGACACUGUCUUUGACCUCUGUCAAAAUCUUCCCGGUUGUACGUGCGAUGGGAAACACGAGCGAGCCAACUGCGGUUGCAUCAUUGGGGAUCAAGGCAAAUUGAGAAAAAUUAAUUUCGAAAACGUAAGGGUUCCGAAGACCAUUACAACUUUAAACGUUGUCGAUUGCCCCUUUGUUGACUUUACCCAAACAAAGUUUGCUGAAUUACCGAUGAAGUCGUUCAAUUUUCUACGCAUCGGUCAUUUGCAAAUAGCUUCCGGUUCGCUACGAAAAGUGGAUCGUCUGUCUUUGCAACAAGUUAACAAGUUAGUAUGCAACAACGACGCUUUUACUCAACUGGAAGCUGAUACAGUCACAUUCGUCAACGUCACGUUCCCGGUGGGAAUCGAAAUAGUUCCAAUUUCAAUCAUCUCAGAACUGAAAAUUGUCCGUUGUAACUUGACGGAUGUCACUAUAAUAGUAGACAGGCUACCCACAGAUCGAUCUGUUUCCAUAAACCAUAAUUACUUAGAUCGACUAAGUCUGAAAAUUAACGCGGCCACGUUCAGCAUGGAUGGAAAUCAUUUCGCCGCACUUUCAUCAACGUCAGGACUAAUGGAUAUCGCCUACUCCGAUAUGCUAAAUUUGACAAACAAUCAAUUUUCUACCAAAAAUGUCCUUUCUUUUAUGCCUGAUGUAAUGUCUUCUAACGCAUCUCUAAUAUUUAAAGCCCCAACCUUCUCAGCCGAAAGUAUGCGUUGGCUUGAACAUUUCAAGUUUGAAUACGAGGAUACAACAGUAAAAAGUUUGACUAACAGUGGCGGUAAAGGAGUACCCACAACGUGCGAAGAACAGAUCCUGACUGACUCUACAAAUAAUCGAAUUCUUACCUGUCCGAAUGUCAAGAUCCUCGGUGAUUUUCUGAACUCGAAGGGGAAAUCUGAACCACGUAGUGAACACCAACCGGAAAAGCAAAAACAGAUUCAAACGAACCACGACGUAGCAUCAGAUUCUGCUCAAGUCCUGCACUAUUAUCCAGCGCUAAUAUUAGUCAUCACUGCAGGUGUGAUGAUGAUGAUCUGCAACUCAAAAGUUUAAAGAUAUCAGUAUAAAUUGUUUUUCU
This is a messenger RNA of Daphnia carinata, 1298 nucleotides long. RefSeq lists its product as uncharacterized. The coding region runs from base 23 to 1273 and encodes 416 amino acids. The transcript has 2 exons. NCBI's taxonomy places the organism in Eukaryota, Metazoa, Arthropoda, Branchiopoda, Diplostraca, Daphniidae. The record is from RefSeq and is a predicted model, not a curated record.